Molecule: messenger RNA, 1869 nt
Organism: Naegleria fowleri
Lineage: Eukaryota; Heterolobosea; Eutetramitea; Acrasida; Naegleriidae
Exons: 1
Coding region: 1-1869 (622 amino acids)
Source: RefSeq, a predicted model, not a curated record
AUGAUUCAAAAGGAUUACAUUAUUUUGACAGAAAAAGUCAUUGAUUACAAUUCUUUUUUACAAUCUGAACACUUUAAAUUGACUGUCAAAUAUACAAGCUUACUUCGACACUUUGAUCCUCUCAAGUUAGAUUCGAAUCAGAAGAAGACAUUUUUCAUGAAUCUCUAUAAUUUAAUGUUGAUACAUUCCUUUUGCACAAAACGAUAUUUACCCACUGAGGAAGAAUGUAUCAAGUUUUGGAAUCAACCCAAUUACUUGGUGGGACGAUACAAACUUAGUAUGAAUGAAAUUUUACAAUAUAUUUUGAGAGAAGAACCAUUACCUGAUUGGAAAUACUACUUGUAUGAAUAUCGAGUGAACUUUUUAGAGGAUCAACAUUCCAUCGACUCAAAAUCUCAACGUUUCGAUCCAAGAAUUCAUUUUGUUUUAUGCGAUGGUAAAAGAACAAGUCCUCUACCUGCAGCAGUGGAUCAAACGAAUUAUGAGAGAGUCAUCGAUCAAGCGACACGACGAUUUGUGAAUGAUGAUAUCACAAUUAGCAUCACCAAUGAGAGCAUUGAAAUGUCAGAAAUUUUCAGAACCUAUCGAUCUGAUUUUUCACCACACAAUUCAUCUCUCUUUGGAGUCUUGUAUUUCAUUUACAAAUAUUUGAGAAAGAACAAACAACAAGAAUUGUUAGAGUUAUUGAAACAAUCGAAUAUUUCAGUAGAACAAUUAGAAGAGUAUACUGUGUGCAAAAGGAAUGACGCCUCUUCGAAUCAAGAAUCUCAAUUUCCAUCUCUUUCAUUCCAAAUCAUUUACAAACCUGUGGAUUAUACAUCCAAUUGUAAACUUUUUGGAGAUUUUGCUGAUCAUGACACUUCCAAACCAAUUACUUUUGAUGAGAUUUUACGAAAUCAAUCUAAUUACAGAUCUUAUUUUAGAGCAUAUGCAGAGAUUGAAUGCAGUACUGAAAAUAUUGAAUUUUAUGAACAUGUGGAAAAGUACAAAACGAUUACAGAUGUGGAAGAGCGAUGGAAAUUUGCAAAGAAAAUAUUUGACAAAUUUCUCGUCACAGAUUCACCUUCAGAAGUCAAUGUGAACAAGAAAUUAAUUUCCACAGUGCGUCGACAAAUCUUUAGAACCAAAGAUGAGAAUGACACGUUUGUGAAAUUACCUCUUGAUUUAUUUGAUCGACUUAAUAAGGAAGUUGAAAUGGUUUUAUUUGAUACAUUUUGUCGAUUUACCAACACAGAUUCAUAUCAACAGAUUGUGGCCAAUUCGAGACGAGAACGUAAAACUCUAUUAUCCUCUGCUGUUCUCAUUAGUAGAACCAAGUUGUCAGAUGUCACUCCCUUGGAUCUUAUGAAUCUCACUUCCAACACUCCUAAUGCACAUUCUAACAAUCAAAGUCCUACAACGACUACUUCAGGAACAUCCUCUCCUAAUUCCUCCUCGUUCGACUUGUCUGGCUCCAUUUCUCCAAUCACCUUCUCCUCAGCACUUCGAAAUUCAAGUACUUUUGCAACCUCUAUGGAACGAAGAACCUCUAAAAUUAGUUUAUUAGCAGCCUUAUUUGAAGGUUCUAAUGCAAUCCAUUCGAGUGGUACUGUCAUGAAUACAAACAACACCAACAACACCAGCAAUGCCAUCACUAACAACACAACGAGCAGUAGUAUCUCUUCUUCCUAUUAUUCGAAUGGUCGAACUGUUGCUGUCUCACCUCGCUUGCAAAAUUUAGUGGAAAUGUUUGAAGAAAAUUUAGCUGCUGCCAGUGGUAGUGGCAUUGGAAGUGGUGAAGGAGGAACAAUAUCCAAACGAAAAUUGUCGACUUGCAAUAUAGACUCCUCCGUGAAGACUAGUAAUAAGCCACUCAAUGAUCAAUAUUAA